Gryllus bimaculatus (two-spotted cricket) is the source of this 2387-nucleotide messenger RNA. The record is from the annotation of a GenBank genome assembly. NCBI's taxonomy places the organism in Eukaryota, Metazoa, Arthropoda, Insecta, Orthoptera, Gryllidae.
GUUGAGUUUCCCGAGGCACGCAUUUAUGAAGAGACUCUAAAUAUUCUUCUUUAUGAGAAUAGGAAUGGUCCAGAUCAAGAAUUAAUGCAAGCAACUUCAACACGUGGGGCAGUUGCUGGCAUGUCUUCCUACACCAGUGAUGAGGAGGAGGAAAGAUCUGGUCUUGCCAGACUUCGAUCAAAUAAGCAAAAUAAUCCAUGAACUGUAUUUUGUUAAGCAAUAUUCACAUUAAAAACUGUCUACACAAGUUUUAACAUUUAAUCUCUACCAUUCAUAUGAUUCAUUUGUGUUUAAUUUACUCUCAAAAGCUCUAUAUGUAUGAAAUGUGUAUUUUAAUUUUUCCUUGAAUUGAUAUUGAGUAUUCUUUAUUUUCCUGCAUAAUUUAGGGCAAAUAAUUUUAAUGCACAUGUGUAUGAGCAGAUAUUGUACUUUUUUAAAUAUAGUUAUUAUACACCUAUUUUGUUCAUAGGCAAGGGAAAAAUAGCAUAUAGUUUGAUUAAUGACAUGUACACAUAUUUAAGUUUUCUGUCAAACAAUAGGUGUUUCUAACAGUUAAAUUAAUUGUUAAAAUGAUCCAUAAAAUGUUACUACUGGUUGUAGGCUCUUUAUUGAUGUGAAUGUGGCUUAAUGAAAAGAAUUGAUAAAGAAAUUUUGAACUAUGCAUAGUUCUUCAUACUGCGUUGUCAGGCAGGCAUUCAAUUUGGGCACGAUUUGUUUCAGAAGAAAUUUACCUGAAUAUAACUUGUCAAUAUUGAUCAAAUCAAAAUUAUGCUGUAUUUGGUUCUUGAGAUCCUGGAAUUGAUUCAUUUGAGAAUUAAAAUAUGUGAACAAAUUUGGAAGAAAUAAUUUUGAUUUGAGAACAUUGAAAUGUACAUCAAUGUUAAAUGUUUCUUAUUUUUUUGUUAACUAUUCUGUACUAUAAAAAAAAAAAAAUUAAUGGAUGUGUUAAAGACAUGAAAUAUUUUCUUUGUAUUUCGUCAUAAGGGCUUUAUUUCUUCUGGUUGUAAGUAAUGUCUUUUAGAGGACUGUAUGAACUUGUAAUAUACAAUUACUAAGGAAUGUAGUUAAGUCAAGAUGGUAGAUCUUUAUCGAAGAAAUUGUUAAAUGUGACCUUCGGUAUGCAUUUUGUGAAGAUUUCCAUGUAUGCUAGAGACGUUUGUCUAGAUAUUUAUUUCUGUGAGUAGAUUGCCCUGUUACUAUUUUUUUAAGGUGACAUUUUAUUAAAAAGACAGAAUGUUUUUCAUUCAAAAGUCUUCUGUGAUGGAUAAGAAAAUUUGCUCAUUUCCUUACAUAACUAGAAAAUGGCAAUGUUUUCAGGUAUAUAUGUUAAUAAGAAUUAAUGUGAGACUGGUUUUAUGGAUUUUUGUGAGUGAUGUGAAACUUAUUUGUACAUAGGUAAUAGAACAUGUUGCUCCCUUUAAUAUUAAUUUGUAGAUAAUUAUAUUAAAGUACGUGUGUACAUAUCAAAAAUGUAUGUCUGGUGUAUGAGUGGAUGAUUAGCUUCAGGGACGCAGUGUAUACAUUUUAUUCACUUCUAUCAGGUAUUCUCUGAACACUGGAAAUCAUGUGUAGCAAAAUUCUCAAAGUGCACAAACUAAAAUUACUCAGUAGUUUGCGAGAACUGUCUGGAAUUCAUGUUUCAUUUCUGGACAGAGAAUAAAUACAGGGAACAGAUAUAAGAAUGUAAGUUAUGUUUAUUUGGUCUUGUUUUUGCACUAAUGAGAAUAAUCUCUUGUAACUUGUUAGUCAUAAUUGAGUCAUUUCAGCUCUAUUGUGUGUGCGUGGGAUACAUUUCCACAUCAGAAGAGACAUUGAAAUGGUAUUUUACUCUGACGAAUCCAAGGUUAUGGAACUCGUACAUUUAUGCAGUUGAACAUGUAUGCUGUAACCUUAUUUGUAUGAAAUAGCCAAGGUGAUCAGUAUUGUGUAGUGAUUGUGUGUCAUUCUUAGUGCCCAUGGAAGUAGAAAUGAUCUUUACCUUUAGAAUUCACAUUUGAACAUUGCAAAGUAUUUAUUGUGCAAAUUAUGAAGUAAUUUUCCCAAAGGCUAUGCUCACCAUGCAAAUUCUAUGUAACCUAGUUAGGCCUAUUCUGAUGUUCAUGUAAAUCAAUGAAUUAAUUACUGAAUGAAGAUUAAUUCUAUUUUAAGUAUUCUUUGUCUUUCAUGUAGUAAUGUGUGAUGAAAAACAAUGUAUUGAUAGGACUUAAAAACACAAGUAUUGAAGGAGACUGACAAGUUUAAAGAAAACAGCAUAUGUCAAUUACUCAAGAAUGUAUUUUUCAUGUGUCAAAGUUUAAAAUUAAAACCAAGAGAAACCCAUUUAUCAGUAAUUUAAAUAAAGAAUUAUGAAAAACGUUUAUUUUAAACUCAUUUUUUCUUCACUAUUC